GGAAGCAGCGUUUUCUUCCAGGUGCUGAAGAUGUGGGUGAACAAACUAACUCAGGUCAUGUGCAACACACACCGGCUCGAAGUAAGCGAAAGAAACCAAAGGAGCCCGCUGUAAGAAAAGAAGAAGAUGUAUCUAUGGCGCUUCUCCAUCGCCAUAACUCUCGGCUUGGUGUGGUAUUUUUCUGACUGCGGUCGCACAGUGACACAGUACUUUUUAUGUUUCCUCUUUUGUUUUUCUACCCCGUUGUGUUUCGCGAAGACUGGGCGAGAGAGCAGCACUCAAACUGAUGAAGAAGCCAAGGAACAUCCUCUUCAGGAAGCUAUUGAAGAAGAGCUGUUUGGUGGCUUGAAUGGAGAAAGCAAAGAGCAGGCUGAACAACUGGAGACUCAGUAUCCCCAUGUAAAGAGGUCACUGCAGCAAGUGUUUGAGUGCGCCUAUGCUGAGCACGUCCUGCAUUGGUACAGUGUUCCCGAGCCUCUCGAGGACCAGCCUCUCCACCAGGUGCUCAGCAGGGAAUUCGACUUUAUAAUCGACCGUGUCAUUGAGAGAGCCAAAGACUUUGACGUUUGCCAGGCGGUCGUGGGCUCCAUUCGUAUUUUGACCCAGCACUUGCACAAGGCGAAGCAGCCUGAUCGAGAACUCUUGUUCAGCUCCAGAGAAGAGGAGAUUGCAGUUCUGAGAGAAUUUUCCGAUGCUCUUGUACGUAACCUUUUUCCCGAAUCUCUCCGGGACCGAGAAGUCAACCGCUGUGCCUUAAAUGAGAUUGUUGCCUUAAAGGGGUUGGGCCAUUUGGUGACAUGGCUGUCUGACCCUGACAACCUGAACCAGCUGGUACUGAGCCAGCUCGACAGCACGACCCCCAAAGGCUCUGUGGAGGAGCUGUGUGGAUCAGAUCCGGAACAAGCCUCUCUGGCUUCACAGGAGGAAGGCGAGUGCAGUGAAGUGAGCUUGGAGGGAGCAGAGAUUUCAACCAGCACCAGCAUCAAGGGCAAAAGGAAAGGCAACAAGUUAAAGGAAGGAUGGUCAAAACUUGUGGACAAGCUGAAGUCCAAGAAGGCCAAGAAAAAGAAGAUGAAAAGGAUGGAGCAGGAGCUGAUGAUGAGGAUCAUGACAGUCCAGGAUAACGUGUCCAACGACGAUGAUUUCAGCAGCAGGGAGGGCUCCAUUCACAGCCAGCAGGAUUCUGACAGGGAGGACAGUGAUCUAGAGAGUUACUUGACAAGCGUCCAAGAGGACAUGAUGGAAUUCAAGCUGUCAUAUGAGAUGUGGCGCGUUGGCCGCUGGGCUGUCAGCAUCCCUCAUGCUGACUGGGAGGAUGAGGAGCUAAUCUUCACAGUUCACCUGGAGGAGAAUAACAGCCCUGAAAACCUACAGUGGGACAUCAGGAAGACCUACAUGGAUGUGAUAUAUUUUCGUAACAGAUGGCAGGACUCACCCAACCUGCCCACAGUCCUGGUCCUGGAUGAGUCAGAGGUCAACGAUGACAUUAAAGAAGAAGCAAGAGCAUCGGUGGAGCACUUUCUACAGGAAUUAGUUUCCGAUAAUGUGAUGGGCCACACACAACCGGUUUUUCAGUUCCUUUGCCCGUUAGACAAGCUCCUGAAUGAAGAAGAACAUUAUGGAGGCGUGUGGGGCCUUCUCAGCGGCUUGGCCUACUUCCUGACUCCAGGGCAUGAGGAAGAGGAGAACUCUAGCCCUCAGACAGAAGCCCCGAAAGAAAUCAUAAUGCCAUCUCCGCACCCAGAAUCCACAGCUCAGCCAUCAGAAAACCCCGUUGCCUCUAUUCAGAAUGACACCGAUGUUCCUCAUGCUACUCUCCCAACAAUUGUUAUCUCCCAGUGUGAUCCUCCUUCAGAACUGCCAGAGGAAACAGAAACAGAAAAGCUAUCACAGUCUGUUGUUCAGUCAGACCCUUCAAGUAAUGAAAACUGUUCCCAAGACAAAACAGAGGACUCUGAUAAUCCCUUAACCUCUCACUUUAAGACGAUUAUCAAAGGACUGACCCGGUCCAAGUCACAAGAGUCUCUGGCCUCAACAAAAACCAACAGAGAUGAAGACCCGUCUGAUUCAGACUGCACACCACACUCCAGCCAAAAUGGAAGCUCACAGGGGGGGAGUGCAGAAGGCCCGUCAUGGCUUAAUUUCAGUGCAAGGCCACAUAAAAAGGAGAAAAUAUGUUUCAAGAUGUCAAGUGGAGCAAACAAGGCUAAGGGGAAGGAGCAGGGCACUUCUCCAAGAAGCGAGGACUCCCAGGGUCAGAAGAGCCAAGUCAACUGGGAGCAGCUGGAGGCAACCAAAGCCAUAUUUGAUUUGCUGAAAGAAAUAUCUGGAAACUCCAUCCUCAUAAACAUAUUUGACGCCAUUCUGAAACCUGUUAUGCCCAUCUUGAAAAAGAAGGUGAACUCUUUCUUAAACAAGAUGAAUCCAACAGAACUGCAGAUGGCUGCGUACAUUGACACCCUGCGAGACAAGCAGUGGUCAGAGUUGCAGCCAGCAGCACCUCACCGUCCUCGCACAGACGAGGAGAAAAACGAGACCAGGGAGCGAGCACAUAACCUCAUCAGUGCCAGAUAUUCAAACUUUCUCGUCCUGAAGAAAACAGAUGUGGAGUCUGUCUUUAAUCUUUUCCAGGACAGGGAAGAAAACAAAACGCUGGUAUAUAUGCUUCUGUCAUUCCUGUUAAGGAAUUUUUUUCCCACUGAGCAUUCCCUAAAUGUGCGCACUGCUGCCUUACUAAAAGUGACCAAUUCUACCAACUGAUCUGUGAAUCUUCAAUAGUGUUUUUAAUGUUUUUUUUUUUGUAUAUUUUAAAACUUGGAAUAUUUAUUAAACAUCUUAAAAUGCCUUAGAAUAUGUGAGACCACUUCUGUAUAAGUGUCAAGUGUAUCAGUGUUUCUGCAUUUUUACCUCAAACAUAUGUACUGUGAAUGUUUUCCUUGGUUACUAUUUUGUCAAAUUUAAUUGCUUUUGUACAUGUUCAUGUGGCAUUUUGAAGAAUCCCAGCUUUGAAUUUUGAACUCAGGAGAAAAACUAUAGUAUAGUUCAUAAUUACAGUUUGAAUUUCACCCGUCACGUUUUAAUGUAAAAGAAUUGGAAUUUUCUAAAAUAUUUUGUUUCACUUUGAGCACUUUUGUGUGGUGAGUGUGUUGGAUGAUUGGACCUAAAGUUUUAUAAAAACAAUCUCACAAUUGCUAAUACUUUAAAUCUGUCAAAACAUGGAGAUUACCACUAUCAAAGGAAACUUGAAAUAAUUCAUUCAUGUAAAUAACUUGAAUUUAUUCCAAAUAAACUAUUUUAAUAAAUAUUUUUUUUUUCAGCUA
This is a messenger RNA of Toxotes jaculatrix (banded archerfish), 3320 nucleotides long. RefSeq lists its product as uncharacterized. Gene Ontology annotation, cellular component: early endosome membrane; intracellular membrane-bounded organelle. Gene Ontology annotation, molecular function: phosphatidylinositol binding. Bases 127 to 2760 code for a protein of 877 amino acids. Lineage: Eukaryota; Metazoa; Chordata; Actinopteri; Toxotidae. The record is from RefSeq and is a predicted model, not a curated record. The transcript is spliced from 16 exons.